This is a messenger RNA of Acanthisitta chloris (rifleman), 919 nucleotides long. RefSeq names its product solute carrier family 35 (UDP-xylose/UDP-N-acetylglucosamine transporter), member B4 (gene SLC35B4). Gene Ontology annotation, molecular function: UDP-N-acetylglucosamine transmembrane transporter activity; UDP-xylose transmembrane transporter activity. The transcript is spliced from 9 exons. The record is from RefSeq and is a predicted model, not a curated record. Lineage: Eukaryota; Metazoa; Chordata; Aves; Passeriformes; Acanthisittidae. Gene Ontology annotation, cellular component: Golgi membrane; endoplasmic reticulum membrane. The annotation marks the transcript as partial. Gene Ontology annotation, biological process: transmembrane transport.
GCAGUUUCCAGGAUGUGGGAACAUUGUGACAUUCUCCCAGUUCCUGUUUAUAGCAGUGGAAGGAUUUAUCUUUGAGGCCAACUUUGGGAGGAAGAGACCAGCCAUACCCAUAAGGAACUAUUUCAUCAUGGUGGCUAUGUUCUUCACCGUCAGUGUGGUCAAUAACUACGCCCUGAACCUCAACAUUGCGAUGCCACUGCACAUGAUCUUCCGCUCGGGUUCUCUCAUAGCAAGCAUGGGCCUAGGCAUCAUCAUUCUGAAAAAAAGGUACAGUGUGUCCAAAUACACCUCCAUAGCUCUGGUGUCCUUGGGGAUCUUCACCUGCACUUUCAUGUCUGCAAAGCAAGUGGCAUCUGACUCCAGUGCAGAUGAUGAGGACGGACUCCAGGUGUUCCUGUGGUGGCUGCUGGGUAUUGCUGCACUCACCUUUGCCCUCCUGAUGUCUGCCAGGAUGGGGAUCUUCCAGGAGACACUGUACAAGCAGUUUGGGAAGCAUUCCAAAGAGGCUCUGUUCUACAAUCAUGCAUUACCUCUCCCUGGCUUUCUGCUGCUUGCCCCGAACAUCUACCACCAUGCAGUCCUCUUCAACCAGUCUGAGCUGUUCCAGGUGCCAGUGAUCGGCCUGACCCUGCCAAUCAUGUGGUUCUACCUCUUCAUGAACGUCAUCACUCAGUACGUCUGCAUCCGCGGCGUCUUCAUCCUGACCACGGAGUGCACCUCCCUCACCGUCACGCUCGUGGUCACACUGCGCAAGUUCGUCAGCCUCAUCUUCUCCAUCCUCUACUUCCACAACCCCUUCACAGCCUGGCACUGGCUGGGCACUGCCUUUGUCUUCGUGGGGACUCUGAUGUACACCGAGGUGUGGAAGAGCCUGGGGCCCUUCCUGGCUCGCUGGAGGAAGAGGCCAAAGGAGGAGUGA